AAUGGCAGGCACUGUUCUAGUUGUGCCCGCGGAAAGUCAAAGGCCGUUUGGAAACAUUUUUCCCCUAAUGUUUCGAAAUUAUUUCCUUCAAAUUAAAGUGGCAGUUUUUCCUCCUGGUGUGGUCGGGCAGUGGAGUUGGUGGCGUUUGGCGCUCUAACGCCGCGAUAGUUGCGUGUGUUCUUAUGAUCGGUUUUAUUUAUUCCGAAGGAGGUUGAGAGGGGGAGGGUGGGGGGGAGGAGGGAGGAAAAUUUCCGGCCGGGAUCGGAGUGGUGCGGAUUGAGGUCUGAAAACAUUCGGCUGGGCCCCGGGGUGGCUCUGUGAAUGGGAGUACGCGACCUGGGACUCGCGUGACGAGACGGGCCACACUGGACCGACCACUGUCAUCAAAGCUGGUGCAUUCCUCUAUUGGAGCAAACAAAUGCCGUGGUGGAGAACUAUGGAAUCAACUGUCGAUGAUGAUGCAAUAGAUGCUUGAAUGAGGUGACAGCCUAGGGAAGGAGGAACGAUGCCCAAGGGUGGGUGUUCUAAAACACCACAGUCGGAAGAUUAUCCGCUCAGCAUCGAUAUGGUUGAGAAACAAUCAGGGAAGAAGGAUAAGGAAAAAAUCUCAUGUAACAAGACUCCAAAGUUGGACAGGAGUGAUGGAGGGAAGGAGGUGAAAGAGAAGGCAUCAAAGAGGAAACUGCCUUUUACUAUUGGGGUUAACAGCUGUGAUCAGAAGGACUCGGACACUGAGAAGCAAGGUCCGGAGCGGAAACGAGUGAAGAAGGAGGCUGGAGCCAGAAGGUCUGGAUUGUUUGGGGCAGGAAUUAGAGCAGGCUGUCCACUCUCAGAACGGCAACAAGUUGCUUUGCUGAUGCAAAUGACGGCAGAAGAAUCAGCAAAUAGUCCAGAUCGUACCCCAAAGCACCCCUCGCAGUCGAUUUUUGGACAAAAGAGAACACCAAGUUCUGCCUCCAAAACCAAAGACAAAGUAAAUAAGAGAAAUGAGCGUGGAGAGACACGACUUCAUCGAGCUGCCAUUCGUGGAGAUGCACGUCGCAUAAAGGAACUCAUAAGUGAAGGUGCAGAUGUAAAUGUGAAAGACUUUGCAGGUUGGACUGCUCUGCAUGAAGCAUGUAAUAGGGGUUACUAUGAUGUUGCUAAGCAACUCCUUGCAGCAGGUGCUGAGGUCAAUACAAAAGGCUUAGAUGAUGAUGCACCUCUCCAUGAUGCAGCUAACAAUGGUCACCGCAAGGUAGUAAAGUUGCUGUUGAAAUAUGGAGGGAAUCCCCAUCAGAGUAACAGAAAAGGAGAGACACCACUCAAAAUUGCUAAUUCCCCAACAAUGGUGAACUUGUUAUUGGGGAAGGGUUCCUGCAGCUCCAGUGAUGAAAGUUCAACAGAAACUUCUGAAGAUGAAGAUGCUCCCUCAGUUGCUCCCUCCAGUUCAAUUGAUGGUAAUAAUACAGACUCUGAAUUUGAGAAAGGCCUAAGACACAAAAUCAAGCGACAAGAGUUAUCUAAAACAGUUACACCAGUAAAGGAUGAGUAUGAAUUUGAUGAGGAUGAUGAGGAAGAUAGAGUACCACCUGUUGACGACAAACAUUUGCUGAAAAAAGAUUAUAGAAAGGACCUAAAACAGAACAAUUGCAUUUCUAUUCCUAAAUUAGAGACAAAAACUUACUCUAAAAAUUCCCUUCUAACACCAAAGAAAGCUCCACGACGUAUUUUAUCUGACACCAACAGUUCAGAUGAAGAGGAUAGAUUAAUAAGCUUCUCUCCUCCUCUUACCAGGCCUUCAGUGCACUCCAGUCUGCCUGUUGCAAGCUCUAAGCAAAGGGAGUCGCCAAUAAAAAAACAGCAAAAAGAAAAAACUAAAAUGAAAAAAAAGUGGAAAAAAGAUAUGAAAAGCAAAGAAGGUAGAUUGGGUAAGAAUGAAGACCAAUUUAAUUCAUCUGCAACGGACAGCAAUGAUUCAGAAAGUGAGGAGGAGGAUAAGGGAUUAAUACAGAGUGGACUUGGCAUGAAGGACUCUUAUAUGAGCUUGAAAGAAUCGACAAUGUUCUCUUCAUUGUCUGCAUCCUGUUCUUCCUCCCAAGGGAGCUAUGCAUCAUCAAAACAUAUUCCCAGUCUUGCACGGCAACACUCUAAACCCUGGCGAGCUGAUGGUUGGAAAUCAAACAUGUCUCCGGUCUGGUCAGAUGUGAGUUCUUUGUCAGAUUCUGUAAGAACACGACUGACAAGUGAAUCUGACUAUUCUUCAGAAGAUUCCAGUUUGGAGUCUGUUAAACAAGUUAAAGAGAAAAGAGAUCAUAAAAAGAAAAGUCUUGUUGAUGGAGAUGAAACAGAGAAGAGAAUGGCUGAAGACAUCUUCAAGAUUUUGAAUGCUGAUGAAAUAGUUCAGAAAUUUGAUAAGCAAGGCAAAGUUGUUAAAAAACAUAAAAUGAAGCACAAGCACAAAAUGAAAGACAAGGAAAAGGGAAGAUCUCAUAACAUCCUGACAGACAGUGAUAAGUUUUCAAAAUCUUUGAAUCUAGAAUCUGAUGAGUUUAAACCAAAAGUAGAAAAAUCUUUAAAUACAGAAACUGAAAACCUUUCAAUUGACAGAGUAAAAAUAGUAAAACAUGAUAAAGAGCAAUUAAAAAAGGAAGAAAAGGAAAAACCUUUUAAAUUCAAAUCUGAAGAAAGAGACUGGUUGCUCAAAGAUGAAGAAGGGAAAGCUUGUAAAGAAGACAAGUUAAAGAAAAUCAAAGACCUCUCCAAAGAUAAUUUUAAGUGUGUAAAAGAAGAAAAAGAUAAAAUGUUCAAAGCAAAUAAAGAAAAACCCUUUAAAGGGAAACCUUCUAAGGAAGAAAAGUUUAAAAUCCAGAAAGAUGAUAAGAGAAAGAUAAAGGACAAAUCUUUGAAGGCUGAGAAACAUUUGAAACAAGACAAAGAAAAGUCUGCAAAAGAUGACAAGGAAAAACUAAGAAAAGAUAAAGUUCACAAAGACGAAUCUGAUUAUGAGGUUCCAAAAAUUAAGAGUCACUUUCUAGACAGUGAUGAUAGGUUUAGUGUAUCUGAUCAUGAAGAAAAAUGGUUUUCCGAUUUAUCUUCCAAUUCAUCUGUAUAUGAUGUAAAAGGGGAAACAAACUGGGGUCUUACAGUUAAAGAUUUGAAAGAACACAAAGAUGGCACAACAGGAAAACAAGCUAUUGAAGCUAUUAAGGAAGAAUAUAAGGACAAGAAAAAAGAAUCCAAGUUGAAAGAUAAGCGAGAACUAAAUGAAAAGCGCUAUGAUAAAGACUGCUUAAGAAAGAAAGAUCGUGAGUAUGUAGAUAAAAGUGUAGAGAAGAAAAAAGAAGAAUUUGAUAAACAUAAACUUGGGCAGGGCUGUUUUCUGGAUAAGGAGAAAAGGAAGAAAGACUCUCUUGAAACUGUUAAAGAUAGAAAAGAUAAAGAUACGAUUGAAAAUAUUAAAGAGCGAAAAGAUACUGUUUGUGAUUUCAGUAAGGAAAGGAAAGACUUGAAGGGAAAGGCCGAUGAUGUCUCCAAAACAGAUGCAAAAGAGUGUGGAAAUGAAAGUUUCUUCAAGGAGAAGUUCGAAAGUGAUUUCAGUGGAAGGACCUUGGAAGCAAGGGAGAGGCAUUAUUCAGGAAAAGAGAAGGAAAAAAAGGAUGGAACUGAAAGGAAGGAAAAGAUCAAAAUUGAAAAGUGCAAAGAAAAGUCUAAGGAUAGAGCUUCAGUUGAAUUUGAAAAAGAAAAAAAUGAGAAGAGCCUGACUGAUAAAUUUUUAAAGGAAAAAGAUGCCGAUAAAGAAAAACUUUUCAGAGAACUGAGUGGUUUGAAAGAUAAAAAGGAACAAAAGGAAAAGAGCAAAGAUAUUUUCAGCCGAGACAAGGACAGAAAAAUGUCAUCAGAAUUCAGUAAAGAAAAGAGAGACAAAAAUGCAAUGGAAAAACAUAUAGAAAAAGAUAAAGACUUUACAGAAAAAAGGGAGAAAGAGAAAACAGAUAAACAUAAAGGAGUUGAUAUAGAACUUGGUAAGGAAAUGAGUUGGCACAGCAUAGCAAAUGACAUCUUCACUGAUGAAAGUGGUGAUGAGUUAGAUUAUUGUGACAGAGAUCUAGGGAAUAUUGAUAUGUGUAGAGCUGACCUACUCCCUGACAAAGAGGAGACAAAAGCAGAAAAGGAAUUGGUUCCCCAUGAGAAACAUAGAAAAUACCCGGCUGAUAAACAACAUUCAGCAGAGAAACCAAGAGAGAAAGAAUUCAAAGAUAAGAAAAAGGAUAAACUAUUGUUAGAUUGUGGGAAAGAUAAGAGGGAAAAAUGUUUGCAUGAGAAACAUAAAGAAAAGAAAGAUAAGGAAUCAGUUGAUAAAUUUAAAGAAAAAAAGGACAAAGUGUUAACAGAUUUAAACCUAGAAAAGAAAGUUAAGCCAAAGUUUCCCGAAAAGUUAGAAAAGCAGCACUCAAGUGAUGAGAAGUUGAAUGGCAAGCCAAAAGAAAAAACUGAUAAAGAACUUGUAAUAAAAGAAAGGAGGCUAUCAAAGGGAAUUCCAAUAGAAGAAGAGAAGAAAUGCUCAGAAAAACUACAAAAUUCAACUUUUAAUGAUUUUAAAGAGGAUUCCAAUGAUAAGACCAGUGAAGUUUCAUCAGACAGCUUUAUAGAGCAAGCUCAUGAUUCCACGGUGUGCAGUUUAAAUGAUGUUUUGAAUGUUGGUCAAGACAAUGCAGAGGAAAAGUUAAAAGAUUCUCUUAAUACCUUGUAUUCACAAGAAAAAUGCAAAGAAAAGGAGAGAAACAGACACCUAUCAUCAUCAUCAAGAAAAAAUGAGAGAGACAAGGUGAAGAAAGAAAAGCGGGAUAAGUCAGAAGAAUUGAAAGAAGCUUCAGGUAAACGGGAGGGUCCAGUGUUUGACCAAGAGCCUUUGAUGUCAGAUGUAGAUUGCUUAAGUCACUUUUUAAAAGUUGAAAAGGAUGAUGAAUUAGACAAAAGUGGAGAUGCUGCUUUAAGUGACAAGAGGGAUAAGAAUGAAACUGAAAAGGAAUUAUCAAAAAAAAUAGAGAAGGUCUGCGGUGUUUUCAUUGGUGUCAAGGAGAGGGAGAAAGACAAGAAAAAGAAAGACAAACAUAAGGAUAAAUCAAAAGAUGACAAAGAAAAGUACAAGGAAAAACAUGGAGAGUCAACCCUGGUGUUCAAGCAUUCUAAAGACGAACAUAAAUCUGGCCUCAAAGACUCUCUUCCUAUUGUUAGGGAGUUGGGUGGAAACAAAGAUAAAGCAAAAGAUGAUUGUUCAAAAAAUACUGAAGUCAAGCAAAAGGAAAAAAUCAAGGAGACUUCAGAAAAGGACAAAAAUGAAUCCUUCAAGAUUAAAACCACUGAAAAUGAUAAGCUACACCAAAGUAAAGAAAUAUUACGUAAGGACAGCAGACCUAAGGAAAAGCUUCUGGGUGAUGGAGACUUGAUGAUGACCAGUUUUGAACGUAUGCUGAGCCAAAAAGAUCUAGAAAUUGAAGAGCGCCAUAAAAGACAUAAAGAGCGAAUGAAAUUGAAGGAGAAGAUGAGGCACAGGUCAGGAGAUCCCAAGUUGAGAGAGAAAGUCCGAAGUACAGAGGAAAUGCGUAAGAAGAAUUUUGACUUUUUGGCAAAAAAAAGUUCGCUUGAUUCUCAACAAAAAGACAAAAAGCUGAAGGAUCAAGGACCAGGACAAACUAUGUCUUUGGAUGCAAAUCCAAAGAUACAGCCAGUCACUUGUCCUGAUGUAAAAGAUUGGCUUUCAACUCCUGGACUGAAAACAAAUAUGCCUGCUUCGCCAAGAUCUGAUCAAGAUAGGCCAACAGGUGUUCCAAAGAUGAUUCCAUUGGUUUCUUGCCCAAGUUAUGAAGAUUUACUGCCCACACCACAUAUGCCUCACUGUGUGAAUGAGGAUUUUACUGAUCUGUUUGAAGGAAUAGAGUCCCAAAAUUCAGCAACCAUGUCAGCAGUAUCCAUGAAUGCCUGUUCCCCUACCUUUUUUGAUAGAUAUGUAAGCAUCCCCACAAGCAUUCAAAAUAGUACAAAUCAAACAACAACUAGCAACGUUCAAGUAUCCAGCCUCUUUCGAUCAGUGUCAAUGGAUACCAGAAGGCCACAAGAAGGAUUUGAUGUUAAUUCGGAGAAGUUCUUCAGGCAGCAAAGUGUGCCUGCGUCAGCAGAUUAUGAAACUUCUAUUCCACAGCCAAUGGAGGAAAAAACAGUUGUUCAUUCUGAGAAAUUCUCUGGUUUGUCACCAUGUGUUUCACCUGAGUAUGGAAUUUCCUCACCACAGCUGGAACCAUCUCAGUCCAGAGUUGCAAAGGCAUUCACUGAAAAUCUUACCCCUCCGCCUGAGAGUGUUCUUAAUCAUUUUCAUGCAAAAUCAUCACCAUCACAAAAACCUGAUCCACUGGAACCAUCUCUAGAUACCUUAGUCACUGAUUUUGCCUUGCCUUUAGAUUCUUCAGAGCAGCAACCAAAUACUACUUUGAUUUCUCCUAAUCCAGCUUUAAGUGCCAGCCUUGUGCCUACACUUGGAGACACAUUUACUUCCAAUGAUACAGCCCAGAAUAAGCUAAGUUAUCCAUCUUCCCCACACAGACCAAGUGAACAGAUAGUCCUCAGCCCAAUGAGUAAUUCUUUAGAACAUUCAGUGAAUUGGUCGAUGGGUUCUGAGUUACACCUGAAGUCACCACAAAGAUCUUUCAGUGAAACUACCAGGCCACUUUGUCCCCCGGACACUGUGCAUAAUGCAACUUUGCCAUUUGUUUCAUCUAUUUUGUCUCAUUUUCCUGAAUCCCCAGUCCAAUGUCCUGUAUCAGUCCCUGACACAGAGCAAGAUGAAAACAGGGGUGACAUGCCAGGAGGGGACCAAGGGGAAGAGUCUGUAGCAUUGGAUAACCCUGUUCCAUACAGGUCUCCAAUUAAAGCAAAUUCACCAUUUGAUACCUGCAAGCCACUUCCUGAUCAAUCCUGUACUGUGGCUCUAGAAAUGCACAACGUUGUAGUUGAAGACCAACAGGAACCAACUAAAGUUGCAGAAAAAUGUGAUGAACAGAAUAUUACUGCAAGACAACAAGACGAAUCUUUGCCAUGGACUGAUUCUUUUCCAGCUUCCAUAGAUGAUCUUGAUCUGGGGCCAUUUUCACUUCCUGUGCUGCCAUUACAAGACAAAGAUGACCCAGAUAUUGAAAUGACAGAACCUGAAUCUGAAGAGAGGACUAAGAUAAUUGAAGAAACUAGUGAUCCAGUGGUUACUAGCACAAGUACUGAAGAUACAGAUCAUGUUGCUGUACCAACAGGGGAAGAACAUGGUGCUAUCAGCGAGAUUCUAAAAGCAGUUCCUACAGCAGAGGAGGAUAAAAUUGAGGAUACUAUAGAAAACACCUCUUUAAGCCCUGAAGAGAUUGGAGAAAAGGAUAUUCAGCAAGUUUCAUCUCAACAUAGUGAAGCAAGUACAGAACUUGAAGAUAAACCUGCGGCAGUUACUUCUAAUUCAUUGGUGGAUGACAGCAAAGUGCUUGAAACUGCAGAAGCAACAUCUAAAUCCGUGAUCGAGGCAGCAAAGCCAAUCAAAGUAGAAGAGAUUCCUCAACGGAUCACAAGGAACCGAGCACAAAUGUUGGCUAAUCUAAAUAAGCAAAAUAACGCUGUUAGCUUAGAGAAGGAUACUGCUACUGCUCAGUUAGGAAAACCAAAAGGGCGCGUAGUGGAGGAGGAUGACUCGCAGGCACAGCAUCCACGCAAGAGAAAAAUCCCUCGUGGAAAUCAUCAGCCAAUGAUUCUCACCCCAUCAGCACAGCAGACUCGAGAAAUGAUUCAGCAAACUUUGGCAGCUAUUGUUGAUGCGAUUAAAUUAGAUGAUAUUGAACCAUACCACAGUGACAGAUCCAACCCUUAUUUUGAGUAUCUCCAAAUUCGUAAAAAGAUUGAGGAAAAGCGCAAAAUCUUGUGCUGUAUCAUCCCACAAGCGCCUCAGUGCUAUGCUGAAUAUGUCACCUACACUGGUUCCUAUUUGUUGGAUGGAAAGCCCCUGAGCAAACUCCAUAUUCCUGUGAUUGCACCACCUCCAUCUUUGUGUGAGCCUCUGAAAGAACUUUUCAGGCAGCAAGAAGCCGUGCGUGGGAAAUUGCGCCUUCAACAUAGUAUUGAAAGGGAGAAGCUAAUAGUUUCAUGUGAGCAAGAAAUUUUGCGAGUGCACUGUCGAGCAGCGAGAACAAUUGCAAACCAAGCAGUGCCAUUUAGUGCUUGCACAAUGUUGCUUGAUUCUGAAGUUUACAACAUGCCGUCAGAAAAUCAGGGAGAUGAAAAUAAGACAUCAGUGAGGGAUCGAUUUAAUGCCCGGCAGUUUAUUUCAUGGCUACAGGAUGUUGAUGAUAAAUAUGACAGAAUGAAGACAUGUUUACUAAUGCGGCAGCAGCAUGAAGCAGCUGCACUGAAUGCAGUACAACGUAUGGAAUGGCAGCUAAAAGUACAGGAGCUUGACCCAGCUGGACAUAAAUCUCUGUGUGUCACUGAGGUCCCUUCCUUCUAUGUGCCAAUGGUUGAUGUGAAUGAUGACUUUGUGCUUCUGCCAGCAUGACAGUGAUAGCAUGUGGUUUAUAACCAUUUGUGGCACAAGUGGGAUACCUCCCAAAGGAACAUUAUUUUGAGUUUUUUUCUUUAAAAUCCUUAAGUGCUGCUUGCUAAUGAUUCCCUGUUUCAUGAGGAGGAAGCAUCAUUGAAAUUAUAAUUGCACUUUUCACAGAUUUUAGAUAUCACUUCUGCAGGGAAGAAGGAUGUCAAGACAGGUCAGUGGUUCAGAUAUAAUAAAACUUAAGCAAUUAUAGCCUGCACACCAACUGGAAAGUCGCAGGCCAAAGGUUGUAUGCCCACGUUGAAGUGCAGAACAGUAGGACUCAACAUAACUGGUAACUGCCAUAUAGCAUUGCCCUUAAUCAUGUACUAUUUUGUUGCAAUAGAGAGGCAAUGACAAUUUAGUGGUGUAUGUUGGCAUUAACGAUUUUAGCUUCAAUUUAAAUAAUUAUUGGAAAAUAAGUAACAGUAUUGCACAUCUCUACUUUUGUCAGACUAGUUGAAUUGGUUGGGUGAUCAAAUGUGUACAGUGUGGUCAAACUUCAUCUUCAUUGAUCAGAAUUAUCAGGUCACAAGUUGGACUUUUAAGUGCAUUGUGAAUUGUUAUAGAUUUAAAGACGUAAACAGGUAAGAUUUUGGAACUUGUAGAUAAUUUGUUUUAGGGAAAAAAUAAUGUCCAGCCUAUUUAACCUGUCAUGGCUUUACAUGCACUCUGAAGUUCACGGUGAUUGUAUAAUACAAGCUCUGCGUGUUGGCUGCAAUUCUGUUACUGUUGUGAAUAAGAUCAACUCACAACGAGAAACCCUGUUGAAGCUUUUUAGUAGGGCCACUGAGUGUGUUUUAAUUCUUUUCUCUUUUCCUAUCUACCCUUUAAUUUUUGGGCAUUCAUUGCUUCUCUGGUAGAGAGCACCACUUGACACUAUAGAGCCAAUACUAAAUGGUUUUUUAAAAAUAAUUCCCUUAAAUCCUGUACAGUUUUUUAUAUACAUUAACCAGUGUACUGUGAUGGCAAUGGCUGCCUUUAGAUAAUUUAUUUUGCCACACAUUACUGCACAGUUGUAAAUAAAUACUCAUACUGUAAUAUCACUCUUCAGAGCUAAAUGUAUAGAAGAAAUCCUCAGAUGUACAGUUUUUUUUUAGAUGGCACUUUCAUUUCAAUUUGGGAAAAAAAUGGGCCAAAUUUGAAAAGCUCAUUGUUUUACUGGUUAACCUUGGAAAGUCACAUCUCCGCAGUGGAAGAAAUUUUUGUUAUGGCUGCAACAAAAUUUAUUCAGUUACUUCAAAUUUUACACUAAGUUGCAAGUGUGGAGUAGAUCUUUCAACUUUUUAUUAUUCAGCUGUGUGGUUUAUUUGCUAAAUAUUUUCAUGUUUACAUAAAGGUAAAACUGCUGCACAGUAAAUUUAAAAGGAAGCACUGAUUCUGAUUCAGUAUAUAAAUUAUUUUGACGACAAAUGCCAUGUUAGUCACCUGUGACAAGUAGGUAUUUGGCAUUUGAUAUGCUAGUUUUGCCUUUGAGAGGUAUAAAACAUCUGUUUUUUUAAUGCAUGCCCAACAGUAAAUUCAUCACUAGUAAAUAGAGCAUUUACUUUCCCACCUACUGAUAUUUACUGGACAAAGACUGAGAGAUCUGAAUACCAAUCCUAGUUAAAAUGCUGUUCAAGGCAAUGGAAAAUAUUCUUUUUCCUGUAAAUUUUAUUGAUACAUUAUCUCUAAGGAGAAUUAUUGUAAAAAAAAAUUAAUCAGAUCCAGUGCACAAUGUAUUUAGUAAAUUAGUAUAAACAUUCAAAGACAUUAUACUUGUUGGCAUCUACUGGAUAUUCGAACAUUAAACUGAUGCACAGUUUAAAAUACCUGAUGACAAAGUAAAUUUCUUCACAUCUUUUGACUUUUAUUGAAGACAACAUCAUCAUCUUACUCAGGGCAAAUAAUUUGUUCCCAUUCAAAUCUUCAAAUAAACUUCCAUUCUUCACACCUGUUAAUUUUUUGAUGGAAUUAUAUUGCCCAAAUAGCAAAUCUUAACCACACAACCAACUGCAAACUGUAAAAGUAGUGCUGCUACUGCACUGUAUUACAAUAGCUAUUGGCUGUUUUAUUACAGUCAUUUUAAUUAUUAUCUUUUUUUAAAUAGGGGAGCUAACGUUAUAUUCUGUGGGUUCAUGACUAUUUUUGAACUGUUUAAAAGUGUACCUAGACACCAGUUAUCCUUCAUAUAUUUAAAUUAAAUCUGUUCUUUUUAAAAUUUGUUUGAAUGAUUCUGAAUAUUUCAAGACUUGCCAAUUAUUUUAGUUUAUUCAAAGUGAAGUGUAGUACAUUGAAACAUUAUCAAUGCUACAUGUCACUGCAGUUUAAUCAUUCAGGUUUGCAGAAGACACAAUCUUCAAAGGUGCCUACGUUAUGGUGACUUAAUAUGGAACUGGUUAUUUUUGUUAAAGGUCUACAUUAAUGGAAAACUGAAAUGUAUUGAGUGCUGUGCACACUGGCUUUUUGGUAGUGCAGUAUUGUAAAUUCAAUCUUUUUAAUUUUACCAAGGGCAUUAUCUUAUUUCUUACUAUGAAAAUAGUACAAUUAUGUGUUUUGAACUACCUUAUUACUAUGAUGGCUCAAUGUUUUCCUUUUGUGAGACAUACAUAUGCAGAAUAUCCUUUAAUUGGUGCCUGGAAAUUAUUGAAAUUUUAUCCAGGUAAUUAUUAUUGAAUAGAAAAAUAAAUAUAAAAGUUUAGCAAAAAAAAUCUGUUUACACUAACCUCAGAGUCCGAUUCCUGUUCUGUACUGUAUUUUGAUUUGUACUUUUUUUGGAGAGUAAAUGUAUUGUAAAUCAGGCACAUGUUAUCUCUGUAAUGUUAGCAGUUGAACUGCGUGCAUUGUGUAUCGUUUUUGUCAACUGGAUCUUUGAAUGUAGGGCUCAAACAGUGGAGCUAUUGUAUCCAUAUUUAAAUACUAACAAGUGAAUGAUAAUCAACAGACUGACAGUUUAUUAAAAUAUCUUUCAUAGCAACUGGAUAGAGUGCAACUGAACUAAGUGUUGCUAGACUUCAGUUAAUAUUGGUCUGAUUGUGACAUUUCCUUAAGUUGAGGGAAACCUACUUAUCCCAGGAAAAUGUACCUCAAGUAUGUCUCCGUACAGUUAAUUGGUCAGUCCCAUAGUGUCAAACUUGGCAAAGUUUAGCUAUUUUAUGUAUACUUAAGUAUUUUUCCCCCAAAUGAUCUUUUGCUUUUGGAGGAGAUGGGUAUGUAUAAAAGAGUUAAUGGUUUAAUGUCUAAAAUUUAGUACAAUUUGCACCAUGCCCAUUACAAGUCUUCCCUUCUUAAAUAAACAGUUUAAUUGUUUGAAGCCUAUAUUAAAAACUGACAAAACUUGCCUAAGUCUACUGAGGUGACUCAUGACAGCCACUACUUUUUACAGGAACCUGAACUAGCUGCUUUAACGUGUUUCUCAAACACCUGAACUUUCCUACCAAGAAUGUUUUUUCCUCCCUCUGUCGAGUAACUGGUGUGCACUGUAUUCCAUUUUGGAAUUACCUAGCAAUUGUGGCAUUCUUAAAUCUGCAGUCUUUUAUGCCAUUGAUCUGUGAAUUUGUAGCUCAGAUAUUGCAUGCAAUGUCACAGUGCUUUAGGGAAUGCAUAAUGUCACUAUCACAUUAAUAUAUUUAGGGUUGGGCACGGAAUGAGAAUGAUGCAAGGUAACAAAAAAUAAUUAGACUUUUAUGCUAAUUACAAAAAUUGUUUGAGCCCUACUUAAUUACUAGAAAUGAUAUAUGUUCAUAAAGCAUGGAAAAUUAUUCCUUGCAGAGAUGUGCAAAAAGCUUGUGUUUCCUGUCAUGGUCACUCAGUUUUAAACAAUGGGUCUCUGUCAUGGUACUAUAUAGUAUCCUAUUACAAAAGGCAAUAUUCAGAAGUAUUUUACUAUUUUAUAUUGAUUUGUGAAAAGUAAAGUGAGAAAUACCACUAUCAUGUAUCUCAAUAGGACUAAACUUAAGUAUUAUUUUCUUUAUUCAUUACCUUAAUUUUUCCAUAAUUAUUAGCUAGCCCCUACAGACAAUAUAAUCUUAAAUGAAAAUUCAUGUCAUAUUUAUAUCCUUGCCUAUAACUGCAAGAUCACAUUUGAACUGAUUAUUUUUGACAUUUAAUACACAUGGAGCAUGCAUACUUUUGCAGUUGUUUAUUGUUGAAGAAUGGUUCCAGUCUUUGUAGGUGCAUAAACAUCAAUAAUAAGACUACAGAACAGCACUAAUUCUCUUGCAUUGCAGGAAGUUUGGUAAAUUAAACAUUUGGUAUAAAAUUAAGAAGCAAGGCGAAAAGAUUUUUGGUUGUAUUACUAUUACCAUCUUUCUACCAUUCCUGAUGGCCCCUUUUGACAUUUAAUGGAUCAUUAUGAAAAAUCUUUUAAACUUUCCAUAAUUAAACCUGUAAUAGUCCAAAACAACUAAUAUUUUUUCUGUAUUUAUAUAAGCAGCUUAAGUUUUGUAAAUGUGUGAAUUGCAGAGCCAUAUGUGUGUGUACGUAUCCUUCAAAACCAGCAAAUGUCACAGUUGUUAAUGUCACCUGUAGAAAAUGGCUAAACAGCUUUAGAUUUUUUUAAAGAUAUGUAAAAUUAGAACAUUAUGAUAUUCUUUACUUGGCCUCUCAAAGGUGGGACUUGGUUCCAAGCUUCAAGAACACUAAUAGAGUACUGGGAAAGUUUAAAAAGCCCAGCACUCUGUCAAUUACCCAGACUAAUAUUUUAAGGUGACCAACAAUGAUAGUCCAAAAAUUUUGCACACCUCUAACUAUAGGGCGAUAAAACUUUUUAUUUCUUAUUCUGAUACCUGUGGUAUAUGGAGUGAAGUCUCAGAUCUGUAAAUGUUCUUGCAUUUGUAUGAGACAUUGUACAUAACUGUAAAUAACAUUAAGAUCACACUCUCCUCUUUGUAAUAGUAAACUGUGUAGAAUGUUUUUUUUAAAAAUAGAAAGCAGUGGCAAACAUGCCAUCGGUGAUGUAACGAUGUAAUUUUUUUGUACAAUUUAGGUUACUUGUGUACAUAUUGUUUGGCAGUGCGCCACUGCAGUACUGUCACUAGCUGUAUGAGUUCUUGCAAAAACAAAUGUUAUUUUCUACAGUUGCAUGUACAGAGAGAAGAGAGAUACUGUUGUCCCUCAAAAAUUAUGUUCGUAAAUAAAUGAAAAUAAAUCAG
Messenger RNA from Hypanus sabinus (Atlantic stingray), 13725 nucleotides. It is a transcript of the gene ankrd11, whose product is annotated as ankyrin repeat domain 11. The record is from RefSeq and is a predicted model, not a curated record. Gene Ontology annotation, cellular component: nucleus. Gene Ontology annotation, molecular function: protein binding. Bases 506 to 8560 code for a protein of 2684 amino acids. The transcript is spliced from 13 exons. Gene Ontology annotation, biological process: anatomical structure morphogenesis. NCBI's taxonomy places the organism in Eukaryota, Metazoa, Chordata, Chondrichthyes, Myliobatiformes, Dasyatidae.